GCGGAGCGCUCCCAGCCUCGUCCCGCGGCCGGGCCGGGGCCGGGCCGGAGCGGCGGCGCCUGGAUGCGGACCCGGCCGCGGGGAGACGGGCGCCGGCCCCGAAGCGACUUUCGGUCCCCGACGCGCCCCGCCCGACCCCGACGAUGAAGAGGGCGUCCGGCGGAGGGAGCCGGCUGCUAGCCUGGGUGCUGUGGCUGCAGGCGUGGCGGGUGGCAGCUCCAUGCCCAGGUGCGUGCGUGUGCUACAACGAGCCCAAGGUAACAACAAGCUGUCCGCAGCAGGGCCUCCAGGCCGUGCCCACCGACAUCCCAGCAGCCAGCCAGCGCGUCUUCCUGCACGGCAACCUCAUUGCACACGUGCCAGCCUCCAGCUUCCGCGCCUGCCGCAACCUCACUAUCCUGUGGCUGCACUCAAACGCACUAGCCCACAUUGACGCCACUGCCUUUGCCGGCCUGGCCCUGCUGGAACAGCUGGACCUCAGCGACAAUGCACAACUGCGUGCCGUGGACCCCACGACAUUCCAUGGCCUGGGCCGCCUGCACACACUGCACCUGGAUCGCUGCGGUCUGCAGGAGCUGGGCCCCGGCCUGUUCCGUGGCCUGGCCGCCCUGCAGUACCUCUACCUGCAGGACAAUGGGCUACAGGCACUGCCCGAUGACGCCUUCCGAGACCUGGGCAACCUCACACACCUCUUCCUGCAUGGUAACCGAAUCCCCAGUGUGCCUGAGCGCGCCUUCCGCGGCCUACACAGCCUCGACCGCCUCCUGCUGCACCAGAACCGAGUGGCCCGCGUGCACCCGCACGCCUUCCACGACCUUGGCCGCCUCAUGACCCUCUACCUGUUUGCCACAACUCUCGCACUGCCUGUGGAGGCCCUGGCGUCCCUGCGUGCCCUGCAGUACCUGCGGCAUGACAACCCCUGGGUAUGCGACUGCCGGGCUCGCCCACUCUGGGCCUGGCUGCAGCAGUUCCGUGGCUCCUCGUCUGAGCUGCCCUGCAGCCUGCCACGCCUGGCUGGUCGAGAUCUCAAGCGCCUUGCAGCCACCGACCUAGAAGUGGCGCCAUGAUCCUGGCCUUCCCGUCCCAUCUGGACUGGCGGGCCUACUGAUGAGGAGCUGCUGGGGCUUCCCAAGUGCUGCCAGCCGGACGCUGCAGACAAGGCCUCGGUGCUGGAGGCUGGAAGCCCGGCCUCGGCCGGCAACGCGCUCAAAGGACGUGUGCCGUCCGGUGACAGCCCUCCAGGCAACAGCUCUGGCCCACGGCACAUCAACGACUCCCCCUUUGGGACCCUGCCUGGCUCAGCUGAACCCCCACUGACUGCACUGCGGCCCCAGGGCUCCGAGCUACUAGGGCCUCCAACCACGGGCCCUCGCCGGAGGCCAGGCUGUUCCCGCAAGAACCGUACCCGCAGCCAGUGUCGUCUGGGCCAUCCGGGCAGUGGGGGCAGUAGGGCUGCUGACCUGGAGAGCUCAGGCGCCCUCCCCAGUCUCGCCUGCAGCCUCACCCCCAUGGGCCUCUUGCUGGUGCUCUGGACCAUGCUUGGGCCCUGCUGACCAGCCUCCGAUUACAAGAAAGGCUUUUCUCAGUGCCAGGUGUGUGUACAUACAGGGUCCCCGACACGCUGCCCGCCAACACUGGGCAGCAGACCCUAAGGGGCAGCCAGGCCCUCCCUGAUGGAUGCCUCCCGCCCGCCCACCCCAUCUCCACCCCAUCAUGUUUACAGGGAGCAGUGGCAGUGUUUGUUCCAGAACACUGCUUCCCGCCCGGACCGCGGUAUAUAGAGAUAUGCAUUUUAUUUUACUUGUGU
This is a messenger RNA of Rhinolophus ferrumequinum (greater horseshoe bat), 1807 nucleotides long. RefSeq names its product reticulon 4 receptor (gene RTN4R). Gene Ontology annotation, molecular function: protein binding. Lineage: Eukaryota; Metazoa; Chordata; Mammalia; Chiroptera; Rhinolophidae. Gene Ontology annotation, cellular component: plasma membrane. The record is from RefSeq and is a predicted model, not a curated record.